Cannabis sativa is the source of this 1895-nucleotide messenger RNA. RefSeq names its product beta-amyrin 16-alpha-hydroxylase CYP87D16. The record is from RefSeq and is a predicted model, not a curated record. Gene Ontology annotation, biological process: sterol metabolic process. Gene Ontology annotation, molecular function: heme binding; monooxygenase activity; iron ion binding. NCBI's taxonomy places the organism in Eukaryota, Viridiplantae, Streptophyta, Magnoliopsida, Rosales, Cannabaceae. The transcript has 9 exons. The coding region runs from base 201 to 1574 and encodes 457 amino acids.
CAGAUUGUGUCAGCUGAGUGAAUAACAUUGAAAUUUAUUUCUAUGUAUGUUCCUUGAAAAAUUUAUACAUAGUCAUGAUUGGUGGACUAACUUAAAAAGGCUAUAAAACUCUCUCCACACACAACAAUUAAUACCAGUCAAAAAGAGCUCUCUAAUUGAAAAUGUUAGGUACUAAGUAGUAGAGCUUUACACAUAUUGAGAUGUGGAUUACUAGUGUUGUAUUUGGGGUAGUGGGGUUGAUGGUGAUAUGGCUUGGCUAUUGGAUUAGGCAAUGGAGGAAUCCCAAGUGCAAUGGGAUUCUUCCACCAGGCUCAAUGGGAUUCCCUCUCAUUGGAGAAACUCUCCCUCUCAUUAUUCCCAGUUACUCUCUUGACAUUCAUCCCUUCAUCAAAACAAGAAUUCAAAGAUAUGGAACUAUAUUCCGAACAAGCAUAGCAGGUCGACCAGUUAUAAUAUCAGCUGAUCCUGAAUUCAAUAAUUUCCUUUUCCAGCAAGAAGGGAGGCUAGUUGAGAUUUGGUAUUUGGACACCUUUUCAAAGAUAUUUGCUCAAGAAGGCGAAUCUCGAACCAGCGCAGUUGGUGCUGUACACAAGUACGUGCGAAGCUUAUUUCUCAAUCACUUUGGUGUUCAUAGCCUAAAGGAAAAACUUAUACCUCAGCUUGAACAAGUGGUCAACAAGUCUCUCACUUCAUGGUCAACUCAACAUUCUGUUGACAUUAAACGAGUUGCUUCAGCUAUGUUUUUAGACUUUAGUGCCAAGCAAAUUUUAAGUUAUGAUGCUGAAACUUCACCAUUAAGAUUGAGCGAGGCAUAUAGUAGAAUCUUAAAUGGUUUCAUGUCUUUUCCUGUGAACAUACCUGGCACAGCAUACCAUCAAUGUCUAAAGGACCAAAAAAAGGUAGUAUCCAUGUUGAGGGAUAUGCUAAAGGAAAGACAGAACUCGCCCGAGUUGGAUCGGGGUGAUUUGUUGGAUCAGAUUUAUAAGGACAUGGAAAAAGAGAAGUUCUUAUCUGAAGAUUUCAUUGUUUUGCUGAUUUUUGGGGGCCUUUUUGCUACAUUUGAGUCAGUUACGGCUGUGAUGACAUUAGCUUUGUCAAUACUUUCGGAGCAUUCUUCUGUAUUAGAGGAGAUGAUAACUGAGCAGGAAGCAAUCCUCAAAAACAGAGAAAAUCCAAACUCUUCACUCACAUGGGAUGAAUACAAAUCAAUGCCUUUUACUCUUCAUGUUAUCAAUGAAAGUCUUAGGCUGGGAAAUGUUGCACCAGGAUUAUUACGUAGAGCAAUCAAAGAUAUCCCAGUAAAAGGAUUUACUAUUCCAGCUGGGUGGACCAUUAUGCUGGUCACCUCUGCUCAGCAGUUGAGUCCCAACACAUUCCAAAAUCCACUUGAGUUUAAUCCAUGGCGUUGGAAGGAACUCGAUUCCGAAAUUAUAUCUAAGAAUUUCAUGCCUUUUGGAGGAGGAACGAGACAAUGUGCAGGAGCAGAGUAUAGUAGGGUGUUCAUGGCAACUUUUUUUCAUGUCUUGCUCACUAAAUUUAGGUGCAAUUUUUUCCCUUUGGUGGACAAAAAUUAAAGGAGGAAGUAUAUAUCGAAAUCCCAUUUUAGGAUUUGGAAAAGGCGUUCACAUUAAAUUCUCUAAGAAGUAAAGCAAAGAUACACCAAUUUUGGACUUCUUUUCUCAGCACUAGUUAGCAUGUAGGACGUCCGUGUGUAUGGAGAUAGGAGGGUCUCUAAAAUUACAUUUGAAAUAAUUAAAAUAUAAAUAAACAUUUUUCUUAAUACGUCCUUGUUUAUUUUAGUGAAUUGAUGUUACUGUUAAACUCUUAGGGUGUGUUUAGAAAGCCACAAUGUAAUUGGAUUUGUGUGUAAUGGGAGGUAAUUACACAAUUUGACA